UAGUAUAUAUAAUAUAUAGUUAUAUAUACACACACAUAUAUAUAUAUAUAUACAUGCUUCAACGAUCUCAAGCUCAAGUUGCGUUUUCUUUCAAGUUGCACGCGUGUGUUCCUUGGAACUUGCGGGAGCAUUAUGUUAUACGUGCCUAAAUAACGUUUUUGGUAAUGUUACUGCAGUAUUACGACUGUAUUAAAAAAGUUAUGUGCAGUGUCGUGUUGUGAUGUACCGAUGUGCCGAUAAAACAAUCGAUCUUUGUAAAUGUUUUACGUAUAUGGAAUCCAGGUGGCAGGUGCCUAGAAAGCAGCUGGUAAGAUGGGAAAGUUGUUGUCAAAAAUUUUUGGCAACAAGGAGAUGCGAAUUCUUAUGUUGGGAUUAGAUGCUGCAGGAAAAACUACAAUAUUGUAUAAACUUAAAUUAGGACAGUCUGUGACAACUAUACCGACUGUAGGAUUUAAUGUAGAAACUGUUACCUAUAAAAAUGUUAAAUUUAACGUCUGGGACGUAGGUGGACAGGAUAAAAUACGUCCAUUAUGGCGUCAUUAUUACACAGGAACACAAGGUCUUAUUUUUGUAGUAGACUGUGCAGACAGAGAUAGAAUUGAUGAAGCACGUCAAGAACUCCAUCGGAUUAUAAAUGAUAGAGAAAUGCGUGAUGCUAUUAUUUUAAUUUUUGCUAACAAACAAGAUCUUCCUGAUGCGAUGAAACCCCAUGAGAUUCAAGAAAAGUUGGGGUUAACUAGGAUACGGGACAGAAAUUGGUAUGUUCAACCAUCAUGUGCUACAACUGGAGAUGGGCUUUAUGAAGGCCUUACAUGGUUGACCAGUAACCACAAAUUAUGAGCAAAUAUUUAUUUUUGAUCAAUUGGCUUAGAUAUGGAAAAUAUACACCUGUAUUUUUAUUUUAACUUAUCAUAUGGAGGCUCUGUAAGGCACAAUUGACAUUGAUCGAGUCAAUGGGAUGAUUUCGAUAAAGAAAGAUACUGCAAUUCAGAAAUGCUCCUUACAUACUGUGGUGUGUGUUCCAAUAAUAUUGAUAAUAAGAGCAUAGUAAUAUAUCAUGAAGCCAACUAAGAGAAAUUGUAACCAUUAUUAUUAUUAUUAUUAUUAUUAUUAUUAUUAUUAUUAUUAUUAUUAUUAUUAUUAGCUGUCCAUUGCCACCCAUAAGAUGUAAUUAAAACAUUAUCGAAUAGAGUUAUAUACUUUCAGACUGCAUUUUCUUAUAAUUUAAACACUUUUAGAAGCAUACAUAUUUAUAAAGAAUGUGCUGUAACAAUUACAAAAAUAUUUUAACAUUCACAACUUUAGCUGUGGUAUUAAGGAAAUUGUACAUCCUUAUGGAUUGACAUGCCUUAUUCUGACUGUAUGUUUUAAUGUGGUCAUAUGCUAAGUAUACAGUACAUUGAUAUACCAUGUAAUUUAUAAUCUAAAUGAUAAUCCACUUUUUCUACAACAGGAUAUUCACAAAAUUCAUCCAGUCCAUGUAGUCUUCCAGUUCUAGUGAAGUGCGUGAAAGUGUAAGUCUAAUUGCAUAAUAUUUCCCUGUCUUACUUUAUUUUUUUAUAUUAUUAGCAAUUCAUACACUUUCAUACUUCACUUUAAUUGAAAUUCAUUAAUAUCUUAUACAAAAUGGACAUGUUUUUUCGCACAAACUAUAAGGGGCAAAAUAUCGUACGACUUGCAGUUAUACUCAUUGAUACUAUCAGUUAAAGGAACGUGUUAUUAUAUAACAACAUUCACACAAUGCCAACAUUUUUACUAUAUGCAAGUAUUAAAUAACAAACAGUUAGAAUUAGGUUGCCAUAUUUCUGACACAAAUUGUAAGUUCUAUGAAAAAUGUAUCUUGUGAAUCCUUCAUUACUUUUUUAUAAUUAGUAGGAUAAGAACUGAAAUAUGAAUUAAUAUUCACAACUGUUUAAUUAAAUUAUAAAUUCCAGUUUUUAUAUACUUACAAAGAAAGAAAAAAGAAAUACAAGUAAACAAUGUAUAUUAAUAAUCACAAUUAUAAGUCUAUAAAACUGUUCCUUUAAUAAUUCGUAUUAGCUAACUUUCAUAAAAUCUCAAGUUGAAAAACAAAGGAACACUGUGCAAAAAUAUAAUUUAGAUUUAGAGAAGGAUAAUAAAAAUCGGGCUUUGGAAUAACAUGAUACUUUCUUUACCAAUAUGCACUGAUCUUAAUGAAGGCUCUAUGGCUAUAUUAUUCAUACCAAUUCAUAACUCAUUUCCUAUUGCAAUGGAUCGUCUAACAAAAAUUUUCUUUCGUUUUAAAGUAUAAAGCUUUUUAUUAAAUUUCCUUGUUUCAGUAUUCAUUACAUAUUUAGGGUUCAUAUGAAAUUAAACUUAAUCAAUGCAUUCCAAUAUCUCUUCAGUUUUUCUACACAUAAAUGCAUACAAUUGAACUAUCAUAUAUAAAAUCGUAUAUUUCAGAUAUUAAUACUGAAGAGAAAGUGAUAUAGAAUUCUAUGUUAUUCCACAAAAAGUCAUAAUUUUUUAUAUGCUCCAUUGUAUAUACAACCAUAAGUAUUAUACGGGAUUGAUACAAAAUAUAAGCAUAAAUAAUAUCAUUAAAUUCAUAAGAAAAUAAAAAAUGUGCACACUACUUAUCUCACUUCUGUUGUGUUAUAUUCUACAUUGACAUUUUUAAAAAAUUAUGAAAUUUAUGUACAAUCUAAUUGUUAAUAUAUAAUAUAAUUUUAAAUGUUUAAUGUUAUUUCAAAAGUUUCUUAUUGAUUCAUAUGUGCACAAUCAUGUAUCUAUUUCUCUUCGAUGUAAGACAUGACUCUUGUUAAUGUCAUGCAAUUUUUCAUAUUUAUACCUAUUAUUAUAAUAAAAGAAAUAUGAACAAAAUUGAAAGACAUUGAUAUAUAACCAUAGAGUACUUGUUGUAUUAAUAACAAGCCAAAGCCUGAGCACUCUAUAACAAAUUUAUAGCACUUUUGAAUAUUACAUUUUAUUGUGCAUAUAAUGACUAUUUAACUAAUAGCAAUACAAUAAUAGGUUUUGCCGAGAACGGAGUAAUAAAAUCACUUAUGUACAAAAUAUAGACUUGAUUCUCAUACUUGUUGAUUACUUAUAAAUUGAUAUUACUAUGCAAAAAUAUUUUCCUGCCGCCCGAUGUAAAAUUAUCAUACGCGCAGAUCUAUACAGGAAAUAGAUCAGUGCUGAAAAUAAGUUAUUAAUAAAAUUGCUUAUAUUACA
Molecule: messenger RNA, 3195 nt
Organism: Vespula pensylvanica (western yellowjacket)
Lineage: Eukaryota; Metazoa; Arthropoda; Insecta; Hymenoptera; Vespidae
Gene: Arf51F
Product: ADP-ribosylation factor 6
Exons: 5
Coding region: 313-840 (175 amino acids)
Biological process (GO): intracellular protein transport; vesicle-mediated transport
Cellular component (GO): cytoplasm
Molecular function (GO): GTPase activity; GTP binding
Source: RefSeq, a predicted model, not a curated record